Messenger RNA from Cynara cardunculus var. scolymus (artichoke), 931 nucleotides. Its product is annotated as heavy metal-associated isoprenylated plant protein 8-like. NCBI's taxonomy places the organism in Eukaryota, Viridiplantae, Streptophyta, Magnoliopsida, Asterales, Asteraceae. Gene Ontology annotation, molecular function: metal ion binding. The coding region runs from base 146 to 931 and encodes 261 amino acids. The record is from RefSeq and is a predicted model, not a curated record. The transcript is spliced from 5 exons.
AAAAGAAAAAGAAGAAGAAAGAGACAGUUGAUUGAGCGAGUGGUGUGUGUAUAUAUAUGCUAUGCAUAGGCAGUCAUAAGCAUGUCAGUUUCAUUCUACUUGUGCUCCCGCCAUACUCUCUGUUGCAUUUUCUUGCUCUUCCACCAUGCCAAAGAACAAGCGACGGGAUAAUACCGAAGAACAAAAUCACGACGGAAAUAGCAACGAUGAAGACUCUAAUGACUCAAAAACAACAACUAACAAGCAAAGUAAAGGAGCGAUAGUGUUGGGAGUUUACCUUCAUUGUCAAGGUUGUGUUGAAACCGUCGUCAAAUCACUCAGAGGAUUCGACGGUGUUGAAGAAAUAGAACCUAAUACAAGAGAUCAUCGGGUGAUUGUGAAAGGUAACAACGCCGACCCUAUCAGAGUCGCAGAACGCGUCAGGAACAAGUUAGGCAAGCAUGUGGAGCUUAUUUCUCCUCUACCCAGGAAACAACCAGAGAAGAAAGUAGAGAAGAAACCAGAGACACCAAAAGUGGUAGAGACCGUGUUGAAGAUAAACUUGCAUUGCGAGGGUUGUGCCAAGGACGUUAGGCGUUGCAUCCUGAAGAUGAAAGGAGUACAAACUGUGAACGUUGAUAUGAAGAAAUCACAUGUGAUGGUAAAAGGCAGUUUUGAUCCACAAAGUCUAAUAGCAUACAUUAGCAAGAAGGGUGGAAGGCAUGCGGAGAUGGUGAAUGUGAAGAACAAACAAAGCAAGAAUGAUGGUGAACAAAGGGAAGGUGAUCAACAUGAGAAUUCGAAGAAAGAGAAAGAGAAAGAGAAAGAGAAAGAGAGAGAAAAAGAAAAAGAAAAAGAUGGGAAGAUCGCAUACCCAAACGUGCCUCCAGGGCUUGUUUACGCACCACAACUAUUCAGUGACGAGAAUCCAAAUGCUUGCUCCAUCAUGUAA